AUGCUGCGCCAAUUCGGCAUCCUGCAUUAUGGCCGAGAACCUCAGAUUACGGCAAUGUGGGAUGCAGCGACCAGCAACGCACAGAACAGGGCUAUGUUGAAUGUGGGAGAGGCGUCAAUCCAUCUCGCAACUGUCAGAGACACCCAGCCUUGCGAGCCUCCAAAGACUCUGCAGACGGCUGGCUCUACGGAUGACACCGGAAGCGGGAAAGCGCAUGAGAUUUUGUGCACAAGUCGAAUUCGAAACCGGGCGAAAGAAUCUUCCAUGAUCUGCGUCCCGGCAUCUCUUCUACCCACGGCCGCGGCCCGCAAUGCAACCAUGCAGCAAUACAUCCACGCAAUUUUGCAUAUGCACCGUAAGGACCGGCACGUCGCUACUUGGGUCAACGAUGCCCUACGGCAUCCUGAUGCUGCGCCGGAUGUACUUCCGGAGGCUCCUCCCGUUGACUAG
This is a messenger RNA of Colletotrichum destructivum, 450 nucleotides long. RefSeq lists its product as uncharacterized. Lineage: Eukaryota; Fungi; Ascomycota; Sordariomycetes; Glomerellales; Glomerellaceae. Bases 1 to 450 code for a protein of 149 amino acids. The transcript has 2 exons. The record is from RefSeq and is a predicted model, not a curated record.